CAGUGGUGUUUCGCAAAAAUCUCUGGAAAUAGAGCGCUAAUACAUGAUAUGUAAAGUGGUGUUUCAGAUUCAAAAUGAAUAUCUACAGAUUGACAAUAGAUCUACAGAUUGAUUACUGGCAAAAACAUCUAAAACUGUUUUUCAAUCUCUGGAUAACUGAAACAAUACCUAAUUUCGUUAAGGCUGGAAGUUGGAGCAAAGAAGACUGAAAGAUAAAAUACUGUACCUGGAUUGAAGACGGGGACCUUGCCUUUCGAAUAAGAGCCAAGAACGAAGUUGAUGAAUUACAAAAGUCAAAAAUGCUGAAAACAAGAGAAAUGCCCAAAAUAUCUUCGUUAUUGGCAGUAGCAUUAAUUGCUCUGACCAUAUGCAACGGCUCUGCGCAACUACCGCAACCCGCACCGCCGACGGGAACCCCAACCCCGGCGGCGCUACAUCGGUCCGCCCAAGAAUUCCUGGACGCCCACAACCGAGCUAGAACAGAAGUCGGAGUGGGCCCACUCGCAUGGAGCCAGACGCUUGCCAAUGCCACCAGCCUGGCGGUGCGCGUGCAGAGAGACAAACAGAACUGCAGCUUCGCCGACUUGAGCGGCAGUAAGUACGGCGGCAACCAGCUGUGGGCGGGAGGGAUGGCGGUGACGCCGCGGACGGCGGUGGAGCACUGGGUGGGGGAGAAGAACUUCUACAGCUACGCCAACAAUUCUUGCAUUUCCGACCACAAAUGCGGCGUGUACACUCAGGUGGUUUGGAAGGAGUCGGUGGAAUUGGGCUGCGCUCAGGCGACCUGCGCCAAAGGGCAGACCACCUUAACCAUAUGUUUCUACAACCCUCCGGGUAACAUUGUCGGAGAAAGACCGUACUGAUAGAUGACGUGUCUCUUUCUCCUUCCAUCUUUGUCAAGAAUCAUUCAAGCUUCCUCAUUUCUAGCCUUGAAAAAUAAGAGUUGGGUUUGUAUGCAAGUCAUAUAAUGGUAUGGUUGAAAACUUUGGGUUCCAUUCUUAAUACAUUACACCUUCCAUA
This is a messenger RNA of Cuscuta campestris, 1020 nucleotides long. The record is from the annotation of a GenBank genome assembly. NCBI's taxonomy places the organism in Eukaryota, Viridiplantae, Streptophyta, Magnoliopsida, Solanales, Convolvulaceae.